UUGGCCACUGCCGUGGAGAGACGCGGGUGCCCGUUGCGAUCGUAUUUUUUUGUUUAACAUGUCGAAGUGCCUGCGGACCAAAGUUAGUGGAAUGUAUAGGUCGUAAUUUUGGUGUAUUCGGUUUGUGUUGGUGCUUUUGACUUAUUUUUAGUGGUAGCUUGUGAUAUGCGCGUUUAUUAAAGCAAUAAUUUGUAAUAAAUUAGAUAAAAAAAAUAGUAAAGGUAGAUAAAUCUAGUUUGAUCGUCCUAGAGGCGUUGGCAUAGGUGUUCCUCGUUAGAGAGACCUCGUCAGGGAUGGUGAUGGCCAGCGGGGGUGGUGGCGGGCUGGUUCAGUCCCCACCCGACAUGAUGCACCACCACAACAUUAUGGACACCUCGUCACACGUGGAGAUGAUGCCCAAAAAACUCCGGCUGUCGCUAUGCGUCGGCUGCGGCGGGCAGAUCCACGACCAGUACAUCCUGCGGGUGGCGCCCGACCUGGAGUGGCACGCCGCCUGCCUCAAGUGCCAGGAGUGCCGCCAGUUCCUCGACGAAUCCUGCACCUGCUUCGUGAGGGACGGGAAGACGUAUUGCAAGAGGGACUACACUAGGUUAUUUGGCACAAAAUGCGACAAGUGCGGCGCGUCGUUUAGCAAGAACGACUUCGUGAUGCGCGCCAAGACGAAGAUCUACCACAUCGACUGCUUCCGAUGCUGCGCGUGCGCGAGGCAGCUUAUACCUGGUGACGAAUUCGCGUUAAGAGAAGGAGGUGCUUUAUAUUGUAGAGAAGACCACGAUGUAUUAGAAAAGAGCGCGAACACGAGCGGUUCGAGUGCGAACCCUGAGAGCAAUAACAACACCACCCUCAGCAAUAACAACUCGCAUCACCCGCACGAGCUUGGCUCCAUGUCAGACUCGGGCAGCGAGUCGGGCUCGCACAAGAGCGGGCGCGCGCGCACGUCUGCCGCCGCCGAUGGGAAGCCCACGCGAGUGCGGACUGUGUUGAACGAGAAACAGCUGCAUACGCUCAGCGACUCGGAGAAGUCGAGCGCGCGCGACGGCAAAUCCACGCGCGUGCGCACCGUGCUAACCGAAAAACAACUGAGAACGCUGGGAACUUGCUACGCAGCGAAUCCUAGACCUGAUGCUUUGAUGAAGGAACAGCUAGUAGAAAUGACCGGCUUAAGCCCGAGAGUCAUUAGAGUAUGGUUCCAGAAUAAACGCUGUAAGGACAAAAAGAAGACGCUGCAAUUGAAAAUGCAAAUGCAGCAGGAGAAGGUGAUGAUAGAUUCUGAAGGCCGCCGUCUAGGCUACAUGUCGAUGGGCGUGCCGCUGGUGGCUGGCUCCCCUGUGAGGCACGAGGCCGCCGCGCUUCCGCUCGAGGUGACGGCGUACCAGCCGCCGUGGAAGGCGCUGUCUGACUUCGCUUUACACGCCGAUCUUGACCGGGCACCUCAUCAUAGCGCUGCAUUUCAGCAGCUUGUAAAUCAGAUGCACGGCUAUGAUAUGCCUUCGCUCCCUCCACCACGACCACCUCACUGUGGAGAAGACAACUACGUAACGUACCUCGAGAGCGAUGACAGCCUUCCUCCUUCCCCCUAGUGUCGUCUCACCUAACCGCCUCCGAAAGAGCGAGACAGGGGAACCAACCUUCUCGUGCGCCACUUGGAAAUGGAAUAUAACUUGUUGUUGAAUGACUAAUUCGGAGACGGAUAAAAAAAGCACUAAGUGAACUCGAAUAAUCCACUCUACUAUGUCAUGUUUGGUUAAAAAAAAAGUAUAGAAAGAAAAUAUUUUACGUUCUUCUGUUUAAAUGUUUUCAUUAAUCGCUUAGUGUUUACGAAUACGAUCCAGUUAAUAUAAACAAUGAACAUUAUCUAAAGGCAGUGCAGUUAUUAGAGAAAUAUUAUGUAUUUGUUGUGCAUAAUUAAAACAAAUUUUUGUACCUAUCGAUAGAAUAUAACUUAACUUUUUUCUUUCAUACUUAGCUUAUUUUUUUAAACUAACAGGGUCAGUGCAAAUUAUUUUUUUAGUUUUCUUGCCUCUUUUUCCUUGCAAAGAUUUAAAUUAUGUAUGUGAUGCUUACCACUAGUUUUACUAGAUAAAGAUAAAGUUAAGGCUUAGUUUAUGGGUAUAAUUAUUUUAUUAUUAUCAUGAUCUGUUGGUAUUCAUCUUGAUGUAUAUACGUUUUGUGUAAAUAUUGUAUAAAUUUUUAAACAAUAAUUAUAAAUAUUAACUAGUAUACAAUUUGUAAUAAGCUUAAUAUAAAUAUUUGAAUAGAUUAAAAUAUCCACUUUGACGUUAAAACUAAGUGUAUGUUUUUAAAACAAAAUCAGUCAUUUUUCGCUACCUUAUUAAGUGUAAAUAGUCGUCCGGAAUAGUCUUACGUUUUGAAUGCACAAUCCUAAUUCGUUAAAAGUUUAAUGUACUCUGUCUGUGCAACUAACAAAAAACUAUAAAUUUUUGAUGUAUGAAAGGGUGACGUAUUGUGAUUUGUGCUAUCUUUGAUAGAGAUUACCAGACGUUAAUUUAUUGAGUAGUUAAAUAAACUAUACACUGUACUUAGAUUGUGAGCAUAAUAUUAAUAAAAUUAUUGAGUACUUAAA
Molecule: messenger RNA, 2584 nt
Organism: Ostrinia nubilalis (European corn borer)
Lineage: Eukaryota; Metazoa; Arthropoda; Insecta; Lepidoptera; Crambidae
Gene: tup
Product: insulin gene enhancer protein ISL-1
Exons: 10
Coding region: 294-1580 (428 amino acids)
Biological process (GO): positive regulation of transcription by RNA polymerase II; axonogenesis; neuron fate specification
Molecular function (GO): DNA binding; DNA-binding transcription factor activity, RNA polymerase II-specific
Source: RefSeq, a predicted model, not a curated record